This is a messenger RNA of Ochlerotatus camptorhynchus, 1170 nucleotides long. RefSeq names its product lectizyme-like. Gene Ontology annotation, molecular function: serine-type endopeptidase activity. NCBI's taxonomy places the organism in Eukaryota, Metazoa, Arthropoda, Insecta, Diptera, Culicidae. Gene Ontology annotation, biological process: proteolysis. The coding region runs from base 273 to 1124 and encodes 283 amino acids. The record is from RefSeq and is a predicted model, not a curated record. The transcript has 2 exons.
GUACGUACCUAACUGUGGGGGUUGCCACGCGCUGAUUCGCAACCAGAUCAGCGUGGUACAUAUAUGCAAAUGAACUUGAUCCUCGAUCGCAGUCUGUCGUCGUUUGCGCCGCGAGACAAACGAAAGCGAAAGUUGAGAUCUGCUACUGCGAGAGACCCCCCGGAGUGCGCGCGCGAGUGAAAGUACGAUCCGAUUACGCACGUGAUUCCAAACGACGCUCCACAGUUUAGUACAGACCGCAGAGCUGUGCGCAUAUUCAAUUGGCUCUCACCAUGCGACCGAUGAUCGUGGCGUGGAUCUGGCUGAUCGUUUCGAGCAGUGGUGGUUCGUGGAUGGGGUUGUGUUUGAAACAAUCGACUCCGAAGGUGAUCGGUGGACAGAAUGCUUGUGCUGGGGAGUUUCCGUUUUUGGUAUCGAUUCAGUGGAACUUUGGAAACGGUUCCAGAGCGGUCCACUUUUGUGGCGGUACCAUUGUGGACCGGUAUUGGAUUCUGACGGCGGCUCACUGCAAGGAAACUGUGUUCGAUAAUGGUUGGUUGGAAGUGGUGGCAGGGGAGUUUGAUUUGCAACGUGACGAAGGUUUCGAGCAGAGGCGCAAUGUGAGCGAGUUUUUAGUACACGAAAACCGGCUGUCCGGGUUUGUCGGGCCAAAUGAUAUAGCUUUGAUUAGAUUAGAUCAACCGUUGGAACUGACGACCAAUAUAACAAUGGUAAAGCUAGACGACAGACAAACACCGAUUUAUGGAUUUGCCAUUCUUCCCGGAUGGGGAUCGACAUCACCGACCUUUGAGCUGAUCUACCCGGAAAAAUUACAGAAAGCUUACUUACCGGUCUUCCCGUACGACGCCUGCCUGCAAUACUUCCCACUGUUUAGUCCUCUCGAGGAGACAAACUUUUGCGCGGGAGAGCUGAGUGGUACGGUGAAUGCUUGUCAUCGGGAUUCGGGAGGACCGCUGCUGCAAACGAUCGACGAAAUAGUGACACAAAUCGGAAUUGUAUCCUGGGGAGCCUUACCGUGCACCGCGUAUCGCAGUCCAACCGUUGUAACGUGGGUCAGUUGCUUCAGGGACUGGGUUCGGACGACAAUCGAAAGAAAUUCCGUCGAUUUUGAUACUUUUAUUUAGAAUAGAAAUUAUGUUCGGUGCGAAAUAAAUAAAUUUCCUAAAACAA